AUGUUCACUGCAACGACCUUGGCCAUCUUAUCGGGUGUCCUGGCCCAUUGGACUGUGUUCAUCCAUAGCGAAUGGCAUCUCAAGAUCAUGAAACUGGGGCUGACACAUCUGGCAAUCUAUGCAGCACUUUAUGUUAUCAGGGUAGUUCGGGAGGAAUACAAUCUCCACAACGAGAAUACCCCAAGCCCCACGAUUCUGAUGCUGCUCUACUUCUCAUCUCUCUUCACCAGCAUCGGCAUCUAUCGUUACUUUUUCCAUCAACUGCGCACUUUUCCCGGUCCUCGUUUGGCUGCAAUUUCCAAAUUAUGGCACGUGUGGAAAUGUCGGACUUCGCGGGGACACCUAGUGCUUCACGAUUGGCAGAAGUACGGCACUUUCGUUCGCACCGGUACGACCAAGGAUGCGCGUUCCCUGUUCCAGUAUUUCAAAACUGAUAUGAGAUCCUUAGGUCCCGCGGAAAUCACCGUUUACCAUCCCGCGGCGUAUGAGGCGAUGGAUGGGCCGGGCAAUCAGAACACUCGAUCGGAUUGGUACGAUCUGCUAUAUCCCCGAAUCUCGUCAAUCUUCACUCGCGAUCGUGACCUACAUAAUGUCCGGCGGAAGAUGUGGACGAAUUCGUUGAGCAGCUCCGCAAUCCGGCAGUACCACAAUCGCAUCAUCGACAAGGUCAACACAUUAGUUCAUCUGAUCGAUGAACAGAAGUCUCGGUCAGUCUAUAUCAACGACAUGAUGUACUGGUUUGCAUUCGACUCGAUGGGUGACUUCGCCUUUAGUGAGGAUUUUGGGAUGAUGAAGAGCAAGAAGUGGCAUCAGAUCAUCUGGAUGUUCCGAUAUGCCCUGGCUCUGUUGGGCCCGUUCAGCCCGGCGAUUUGGAUCCCUCGUCUAGCAUUCGAAGUGAUUCCCGGCCUUUGGUGGGCCAAAUGGUGGUUUCAAAUGUUGAAAUUCUGCGACAAGUGCAUGGAGCGACGGAUGAAGCGCACUUUGCCGGACAAGGAUAUUGCCUCUUUCUUCAUCGAAGAGCAUAAAAGUAGUGUCGAUCAGCGCAAAGAUCAUUGGCUGAGUGGCGAUACCGCGACUCUUGUGGUGGCGGGGAGUGAUACCAACGCCCCCACUCUCACAGUUCUCUUCUACUUCCUCGCUCGCCACCCAGAACAUGCGGACAAAAUUCAUGCUGAGCUUCAAACCCUGACCUCCCUCGAAGACGCGGUCGGGCUAUCCAAGCUCCCCCACCUGAACGGAGUCCUGAACGAAACCAUGCGUCUUCUUCCCGCCGUCCUCACAUUCGGAACCCGUGUCACACCUCCCGAAGGUUUAACGAUUGAGGGCACAUUUAUUCCUGGAGGUACGAAGAUCUGUGCACCCAGGUACAGCAUUGGAAGAUUGGAGUCAGCCUAUGAACGAUCUGACGAUUUCAUCCCUGAGAGAUGGUACAGUCAGCCCGAUCUGAUUCGGGACCGUCGAGCCUUUGCCCCAUUCGGAGUCGGCAAUACAAGCUGUGUAGGUAAAAACCUGGCUCUGACACAGAUCCGCAUGGUCGCCGCAGCCCUUGUGAGCCGGUAUCACCUGGAUUUUGCACUGGAGAGCAAGAAUGGCGAGCUGGUGGAAAAGGAAAUGAAAGAUCAAUUAACUGCGCAGCCGGGGCCAUGUUACCUAGUAUUUACUCCUCGGAUUGAGAAAUAA
Penicillium odoratum is the source of this 1680-nucleotide messenger RNA. Its product is annotated as cytochrome P450. Bases 1 to 1680 code for a protein of 559 amino acids. Gene Ontology annotation, molecular function: iron ion binding; oxidoreductase activity, acting on paired donors, with incorporation or reduction of molecular oxygen; monooxygenase activity. The transcript is spliced from 6 exons. The record is from RefSeq and is a predicted model, not a curated record. Lineage: Eukaryota; Fungi; Ascomycota; Eurotiomycetes; Eurotiales; Aspergillaceae.